GUUUGUGAACGCAGCGACCUGCGCUUGUCAACUCUGUGCCCGACCAAACAAGCAUCCUGUGCAGCUGCGAUGACGGAGGGGUGGAUUCGAGCAGCGGUCGAGGCCAUCCACUCCUCCCCCACCCAGUCUGUCAUCUACCUCUCCGGCGGCGCUUCCCAGGCGCUUGGAUGGCUGAUGUCCAUGCCAGGGGCGUCCAACACGGUUCUUGAAGUUGUGGUCCCCUACUCCAGGAAAUCCAUGAUUCAACUGCUCGGAAAGACUCCUACACAAUUUGCUAGCCUCCAGACAGCAGAGGAAAUGGCCUUGUCAGCAUACAAUCGUGCUUUAAAGCUUUCACGAGCAGGUUUGCCAGUUUUGGGUGUUGGGUUUACAGGGUCUUUGGCUACUACAUACUCAAAGCAUGGUGACCACAGGUUUUAUAUGUCAACACGAACGUUCGAUUGUCUUUGGACAUCAAGUGUGACUUUAAAUAAAGGUUUGCGGACUCGAGAAGAAGAGGAUAGAGUUUCUAGUCAUUUAUUGUUGAAGGCAAUUUCAAAUGCAUGCAAAGUUCCUGCCACCAUUAAAUCAGAAUUGUAUGAAUCUGAAAUAGCCAGUGAAUAUGAAAUGCGAAUUAAUGAGGAUGAGGAGCUGCAGCAAGUUAUCGAUGGGAUUCUUUGUAUGAAGAGAUAUGAUUUUUUCUGUGACCAGAAUGCUUCAACUUCAGAUAGGAUGAUAAUAUUGUCGGGCUCCUUUAAUCCAUUGCAUGAUGGUCAUUUGAGGCUUUUGGAGAUUGCUUCAAGUAUUUGUGGAAAUGGAUUUCCAUGCUUUGAGAUAUCAGCAGUCAAUGCUGACAAACCACCACUCUCUGUUGUUGAAAUUAAAAGGCGGAUAGAACAAUUUAGAAAAGAAGGCAAGAAUGUGAUUGUUUCAAACCAACCAUACUUCUACAAGAAAGCACAACUGUUUCCUGGGAGCACCUUUGUAAUUGGCGCAGACACUGCAGCGAGGCUUAUUAAUCCCAAAUAUUAUAGUGGAGACUAUAAUAGAAUGUUGGAGGUUCUUCUUGACUGCAAAAGUUUAGGGUGCACAUUUCUAGUUGGUGGCCGCAUGGUUGAUGGAGUUUUCAAGGUCCUUGAAGAUUUUGCUAUCCCUGAAGAGUUGAAGAGCAUGUUUAUCUCCAUACCGCAGGAUAAAUUUCGUGUGGAUGUUUCAUCAACCGAAAUAAGACAAAGUGGGAAAAUCUGACCCACAGUUGUUUAGUUUGAGAUCCAGCCAUAAGUAGAUUUGUGUUGAAUAUUAUAGCAAAAGGUGAUCACGUUCACCCCAGCUUACAUGGGCAAUGUGAGAUGCAAUCACAUCUUUAUACAAACAUACAAAUGAAAAAUGUCAAAAAGUGGAGCGGAAUAUCUUCACAAGGCUAUUUGGUUUAUUUUUAUGAAUUCUGUUUGAGACGGCCUUUCCAUUA
Messenger RNA from Zingiber officinale, 1447 nucleotides. RefSeq lists its product as uncharacterized. The record is from RefSeq and is a predicted model, not a curated record. Gene Ontology annotation, molecular function: ATP hydrolysis activity; nicotinamide-nucleotide adenylyltransferase activity. Gene Ontology annotation, cellular component: cytoplasm; nucleus. The transcript has 12 exons. The coding region runs from base 70 to 1227 and encodes 385 amino acids. NCBI's taxonomy places the organism in Eukaryota, Viridiplantae, Streptophyta, Magnoliopsida, Zingiberales, Zingiberaceae.